Messenger RNA from Amphimedon queenslandica, 1437 nucleotides. Its product is annotated as IST1 homolog. Bases 136 to 1191 code for a protein of 351 amino acids. Lineage: Eukaryota; Metazoa; Porifera; Demospongiae; Haplosclerida; Niphatidae. The transcript has 9 exons. The record is from RefSeq and is a predicted model, not a curated record. Gene Ontology annotation, biological process: protein transport.
UAUUGAUAUUGAUCCAAUUGCUGAUGAUCCUGUGAUCUUCACGAGACUGUACACUUCACCUUAUAACAUUUACUGACUCAUCCUCUCCCUCACAUUACUUCUAAUCGAGACUAAGGCAGACAGGUCUGUUCCACAAUGCCGGCUUUUAAAGAGCAAAAGCUGAAAGCUAACCUAAGACUAUGUAUCAACAGACUGAAGCUACUAGAGAAAAAGAAAACUGAACAGGCACUCAAGGCCCGUAAAGAGAUUGCAGAUUACAUUAAAGGCGGACGAUUAGAGAGAGCAAAGAUCAGAGUUGAGCAUAUAAUAAGAGAAGAUUAUCUUGUUGAAGCAUUUGAGAUCAUUGAACUAUAUUGUGAUCUGCUACUUGCCAGAAUGGGAAUGCUCAUCACUAUGAAAUAUUGUGAAGAGUCGCUCAUUGAAGCUGUUCAGACUCUAAUUUGGGUCUCACCAAGACUCUGUGCUGAUGUUCAAGAAUUAGGCGUCGUUGAGCAUCAGCUAGAGAUCAAGUUUGGUAAGGAGUUUGCUACACAAGCAAGAUCCAAUGCAGCCCAAGUCGUCAAUAAAAAGGUUGUCCACCGACUUGGUGUUGAAGCUCCGUCAAAAGCUCUCGUUGAGAAUUACAUGGUGGAAAUUGCCAAGAACUAUAAAGUUGAAUACCAACCUGACCCUACUGCUUUCAUAGAUCCUGCCGAGUUUUCUGCUGACCCAGACGAGAAGCCAUACAUGCCCGGUGGAGAUGAUGAUGGUUAUGGAGGAGGAGGAGGAGGUGAGUCUCUUUAUACUCGUGAUCCAACUGCCCCUCAACCCAUGAUUCAUCCUGGCUCCGCCUUUCCACCUCAAGCCACACCCUUUCCACCUCAAGCCACGCCUUUCCCACCUCAGGCUGGGCCCCUACCUCAGAAAGGGUUUCCUCCUGGUCCUGGUAUCCCUCCUGGUGGCUAUAGUCAGCCAGCACCUCCAUACACAGAGACUGCUUUACCUUACCCUGUAGCUGGGACUCAGUUGCCAGGACAACAGCCUCCAGCUCUACCACCAACAGGCGGUCCUCUGCCUCCUCCUAAUGGAGGGUUGGAUCUUCCCCCUGUACCCACUGAAGGUUUUUCAUCAACGACAGGCUCAGAGGGAGGAGGCGACGUUGACUUUGAUGAUCUUACUCGUCGCUUUGAAGAACUAAAGAGACGCAAAUAAGAACCAGCUCAUCAAUAUUACCUAUCUAAGUCUGAACAUUUUCUUUAUAAUUAAAUAAACAAAAUUAUUAUUAUUAUUAUCAUAUUGUACGUAGCUGAUUGUUGCAGUUAAUUAUUGAUUAAUUUUAAUGACUAAAUACAAUUAUGUACAUGUGUAUAUUAAAAUGUUCUUUUUUAAUCUUCAGUUGAAUUAGUUUUUGUUAUUGUCGGAGUAUGUUUUUGGAUAAAACUUUAAUGAGUUCCUCAA